CUAUCAUCAUUAUUAAUAAAUGCUGCUGCUUCUGCUGUCGAUGAUGAUAUAAUCAAUGAACCAACAACAAGCAAAGUGGAUGAAAAGAUUUUCAUUGCAGACGACAACAAUGAUUAUGAGGAUUUGUAUGGAGGUCGAUCAAAUAUUGCUGAUGAUGAUGAUGAUGGUAGUGCAAGAUUUGAUUCACCAUCAUUGAAAAUGUCAUUAGUACGUGGCCAAUGUGGUUAUCCGGGAUCACCGUUAAACGGUCGUGUAUUACAUCUAUUGGAACGUUAUGAACAGGGAAUGGUUGUUACCUAUGAAUGUGAUCCGGGUUAUUUUCUAUUAGGUCCUAUGACACGUACAUGUCAAUCCAAUAGUACAUGGUCAGGACGGAUGCCUAUUUGUGAUCAAUCGAUUAGGAAUCUCGGUUUAACAUCAGCAUCCGAAGCGUUGAAUAAUUAUCCACCACAAUUAGCAGUGGAUGGAAAUUUUCGAACAUGUUUCUUUUCGAAUCGUCGUAAACCCAGAUGGUGGCGUGUUGAAUUACCCAGACAAGUGAUGGACGACAAAAAUCAAUCGAUUAUAUCGAUUGCAUUAACAUUACCGCCAAUAAAUGCUGAACUUUAUUUUUCAAUCUAUGUGAUUGAAGUGGAAACACUAACAACUAAUGAUCAUCAUGAUAAUGACACCUUUCCAAUGAUGAAUUCAACAAAAACAUCAUCCUCAUCAGGUCCAACAACAACAAUGUCAACAUCGUCCAAAUAUCAUAAAUGCGCAUCAUUUCGUGGUGUAUUUUCAUCCAAAACAAUAUUCGUACAAUGUUCAUCGUCAUCCAAUGGUGGUGGUCUUCAUGGAAACUAUUUACAAAUCGAAGAUGAUUAUCCCCAAUUAGAAUAUUUCGGUCUUUGUGAAGUGGAUGUAUUUGUUGAGCGUAAUCGUUAUGAAUGUGGCCAGAUUGAAGUACCGGCAUUUGGUUAUGUAGUGGAUCAGCAGAUUUCGGUGGAUGGUUUGCGUUCAGUUGAAUAUCAUUGUCAUGAUGGUUAUCGUUUGAUGGGUCAAACACGACGUCAAUGUAAUCAACAAACCGGACAAUGGAUUGGUCGCGAACCAUAUUGUGAACGAAUCACAUGUCAACAGCCAAUUUCCAUCCCGAAUGGAUUUUAUCGAAUGUAUGGGGAAGAUCACUAUGAUCAACCUGUUGUUGGUUCACGUACUGUUUAUGAAUGUCGUCCGGGUUUUGUUUUUGUUGAUUCCAAUUCCAAUGAUACACGUAUCUGUGACCCGAAUGGACAAUGGUCCGGCAGUUCAGACAUUCCACAAUGUGAACCAAUCGAUUGUGGUCAUCCAGAAUCAUUAUUGAUCAAUUCGGAAGAAUUUUUUCUAUCCGGUGCACAAUUUCGAAUGGUAAAUGAAUCGACAAAAUUUUCUGCAUUAGCUGAAUUGAUUUGUUCCACACAAGAUGUUCAACGUUCAAAUCUAACACGUUCAAGUUUAUGGUUUCGUUGCCGUGAAGAUGGACUUUGGACUGAGAUUACCAGUCUAAAUGAAACAUCAUCAUCGAAACAUCGAUCAUUCACCACGACUAGUUGCGUAAGACAAAGACAUAACGGAUUUCUAUACUUUUAUGCUUAUGGAUCAUCAUCAACGAUGAAAAAUUUUUUCCGUAAUAAAAAUUUCUAUAUCCGUGAAACAUCGGUCAAUAUUCUGCAUCUGUUGGCUGCCGUUGUUUUAGCUGCGUUUCUUUCCAUAUUGAUCAUUAUCAUUUUGAUGUUCAAACGAAAUAUAAUCGAAUGGCCUGAAGCUGCUUGGUCAUCAUCAUCGGUAUCGACAAUGAAACGACGAAUCAAAUUGACUGGAGAGUCGAUUGUGAAAUUUUUUGUAACAAUCAUUCAUGGUAUUCAUCAUUGUUUCACAACUAUUUCAUCAUCAUCGAAUGUUGAUUCUUUUCACCCGGAAUCUAACAAUGAUAUUGGUGGUCAUAAUGAUGAACAUUUAGAGGAAAAAGAACAGCCAAGAAAAUCAUCAUUAUUGAAUAAAUCAACACCGCCUAUAUUCACCAUAACACCAUCAUUGAAUUUAGAUGUCGAAUCGAUGGGUAGAAUCAGCCAUCAACAGAUGAUGAAUGAUCAUUUAGUCAAUACCGCUUCAUCAUCAUCGUCGUCUUCCUCCUCAUCAUCAUCAUGUUCGAUUGCAAUGGAUCAAGAAACACUGAAUACAAACAAAAAUGAAAAUGCUAAUGGUGAUAACCGCAAAGAGGAUAUCAAUCAAGCAUUGGCUACAUUCUACGAAGAGAUUACUAAUGCAGCCAAACAAAUGUUUUCUGAAGAAACUGAUCGAAAACUAAUUCGAGCAGCUCGUAUUGCAGCCGAAUUGGAUGCCAUUAAAAAUCAUCAGCAAAAAUCAAGUCAUUAUCAUAAUCAUCACCAUCAGCAACAAUAUAAAUGGAUCUAUUCAACACCACCAAGAAUCAAUCAUCCAUCUGGUUGUACUUCAUUACCGCCAUCCUUGCAUGAAUAUCAUCAGAUAUUACCAGCAACAAAUACAAAUAGUCAACAGCAACAACAACAACAUCCACAAGUUACACAAAGUCAAAUAUAUGCCAAAGUAGAUCUUAUACGCAAACAUCGAUAUCGUAAAGAAAAGGAUAAUAUUGUUAGUGUUUAUCAGGUGCCAAAACCACGUUGUCCAAUCAUAUCAUCACAACAACAACAAUCAUCAUCGUCAUUAUCGGAUUACCAUCAAUUACGAAAAGCUAUUUCGACGCCUGAUGCAUUUAUUGAUAACCAUAAUGAUUAUGUUGAAUAUGGAAUCAUUAGAAGGAUACAACCACAGCCAAUGUUCAACACCAUUCAAAGACCAACAAACAAAACAACCACAACGGUCACCAUUCAUGAACCGACCAAUCAAUUUCCAUUAAAGACCUUACUUUGAACUUUGUAAAGUGUUACUUAUUUUGUUAAGAAAAAAUGUGAUAAACUCUUUGGUUAAGAUGAUUAAUAAUUAAUAAUU
Molecule: messenger RNA, 2991 nt
Organism: Dermatophagoides pteronyssinus (European house dust mite)
Lineage: Eukaryota; Metazoa; Arthropoda; Arachnida; Sarcoptiformes; Pyroglyphidae
Source: RefSeq, a predicted model, not a curated record